AGACCUUUCGUCCUCCAUUCAGCGUCCGCUGCACCACACCUUCCCCAAUCUUCGGGGCGCUAUGCCGCCUGAGCCCGCUACUGUCCCGCCGCCAGGGCAGGUCCCUCCAGGGCCCGGCCAGUCAUUCCUGUCUCGGCGCCACCCAUCGGCAGCCAUGGCAGGGUACCUUUCAAUCUGUACGUACAGACCCUGGACAUCCCAAUCCAACAACCUCCCAAGUGCUUUUCUGCUUUAUUACCUUGCUCUUUCACCCAACCCCCUCAGUCGUUCAACAUUGUUUGUACGGAUCUUGCGGGUUAUAGCUGUCUUUGCGCCGUCCCUCGCUUGCGCUAUUCCCUCUGGCGAUCCCCCAGCCGAUCAACCAACACAUCACGCCUUCAUUACAUUGAUCUCUCCAUCUUGACGCUGCUGGCAGCCUCAAGAGUAUCGUGGCAGCAAACACUUGGACUAGGACACUCGCUCUUGCUCAACCCGCCAACAGAAUGCAUUUGACCAAGAAGUUCGACCGGGCCUUUCAAUGGGCGGGUGAGAAGAUGGGCGGCGAGGCGCGCACAGCCCAGCCCGAGGACUUCAAGUCGCUGGAGGCCGACAUGGCCCUUCGCCAGCAAGGCAUCGAGCGUCUUCAGAAAGGAGUGAAUUCAUACGCCCGCUGGAUCAGCCGCCGCUGCGAUGCGCUCGAGGAUCGCGAGCGUGCAAGUCCCACGGGCCUCUUUGGGCGUACAAUGGCCGCCCAUGGUGAAGAAUACGGUGCCGAAUCGGAGCUUGGCAACAGCUUUGUCGCAAUAGGCCAGGCCCACGAGCGUGUGGCUGGCUAUCAAGAGGUUUUCCACGAACAGGUCAACAAUACCUGGGGCGAAAGCCUCGAGAGCAGCGCCUCCAUGAUGAAAGAGUAUCAGGCUGCCCGCAAAAAGCUGGAGAACCGACGCCUUGCCUACGAUGCCAGCACUGCGAAGCUCAACAAAGCCCGUCGCGACGACUUCCGUAUCGAGGAAGAGGUCAGGAACAACAAAGCCAAAUUCGAAGAGUCAAGCGAGGACGUCUUCCAGCGCAUGCAGGACAUCAAGGAAGCCGAAGCGGACAGUGUCCUCGCUCUCAACGACCUGCUCGAUGCCGAACUCGAAUUCCAUGAACGCUGCGUUGAGGAACUUCGACGCGCCAGAGAGACGAUCGACGCAUCUGCUGGCGGGGCCGGUCCUGGGGCAAGAGCUCCUCCCCGUGUCCAAAGAUCAUCGCCUCCUCGUACAAAUACUCUUCGCCCGGCUGUCAGGAGUCGUUCAAACACCGCCCGCUCCUGGCAAGAUCCAAGGUCUAGUGCCGUUUAUGAAGAGCCCGAACUCGAACAGGCGCAAGCGCCAGCUAUGCCUCCUCGUCUACGCAACAUCUCCUCUGGCGGUGUCCGUGGCUUAGCAGCCGCCCCCCCUCAGCCGCCCCGACCUAACAUGUCGCGAGCUUUGACUGCUGAACCGCGGCCAGCACCACGGUCUAGCGCUCCACCUCUGCCGUUGACUCGUGUGCGCACAGAUGGCGCACCUUACGGGGGCAGGACUGACGAUGUGUUUGGUGAUGACGCGUCCACCGCCAGUGGCAGUGGGAGUCCAGACUAUGGCGAACGUAGCUUGAGCCCAGCUACAAGCUAUGGUAGCCUCAACCGCAGCACUGGGGCGUUGGCGUUGAAUGGGGUCAAGAAGGCACCGCCUCCUCCUCCCGUCAACCGGGCCAAGAAGCCGGCCCCUCCCGUCCCUGCAAGGAGAGAGAACUUGAAUUAUUAAAGGCGAAGGCCGGUCAUGGCGUUGAGGUGUUGUCUCAGGUUGUUGCAAUAGCUGGGGGGUUGCCUCCGUGUUUCUUUUUUGGUGUCGGGCCCAAUUACCCUUGAAUAACGUAUAACUGCAUUUUUUGUUUCUUACAUGGAAUGGAAACAGCGGUCUUUGAAAGUCGCGGCAUUUUGUAUUUGUGAAGACAGCACUACGUACACGAUAGCGGGACUCGAUGCUCGAUCAAUGGCAGCAAUUCUGUGUCUACACGCGUAAUGAUUCUCGAACGGGUCAAACGAUACAGCGAACCCAAAUGUUGCUGCACAAUCAAUCUCUAGAUUUUGAAAGCCAAAGGUCUCAUCUUUGUGCCUUGGCG
This is a messenger RNA of Emericellopsis atlantica, 2127 nucleotides long. RefSeq lists its product as uncharacterized. The record is from RefSeq and is a predicted model, not a curated record. Lineage: Eukaryota; Fungi; Ascomycota; Sordariomycetes; Hypocreales; Bionectriaceae. Gene Ontology annotation, cellular component: cytoplasm. The transcript has 3 exons. The coding region runs from base 483 to 1769 and encodes 428 amino acids. Gene Ontology annotation, molecular function: protein binding.